AAAAAGCAAAAUGAAAACGAAAACCAAAAUCAAAUCAGAACAGUAGCAGUGAGCUUGUGCUUAGGGUUGUGCUUCUGCUUUUCGACGGCAACUAAGCAAGUGUUCCCUUGCCUUUUCUGGUAAUGGACUCAACUGGUAAUUCUCUUCCAUCUGGUCCAGAUGGGGUGAAACGUAAAGUAUCAUAUUUCUAUGACCCAGAAGUUGGAAACUAUUACUAUGGGCAAGGUCACCCUAUGAAGCCUCAUAGAAUUCGGAUGACGCAUGCUCUUUUAGCUCAUUACGGUUUACUUCAACAUAUGCAAGUGUUUAAGCCUGUUCCUGCAAGAGAAAGAGAUCUUUGCAGGUUCCAUGCUGAUGAUUAUGUGUCCUUCCUUAGGGGCAUUACACCCGAAACGCAACAGGAUCAGUUGAGGCAGCUAAAGAGGUUCAAUGUUGGUGAAGAUUGUCCUGUAUUUGAUGGCCUGUACUCGUUUUGUCAGACUUAUGCUGGUGGUUCAGUUGGCGGUGCUGUCAAGCUCAACCAUGGUCUUUGUGAUAUUGCAAUUAAUUGGUCGGGUGGUUUGCACCAUGCGAAAAAGUGUGAGGCGUCCGGUUUCUGUUAUGUGAAUGAUAUUGUAUUGGCAAUUUUGGAGCUUCUCAAAGUCCAUGAGCGUGUUCUAUAUGUGGACAUUGAUAUCCACCAUGGUGAUGGUGUUGAGGAGGCCUUUUAUACUACAGAUAGAGUCAUGACAGUGUCUUUUCACAAAUUCGGGGAUUAUUUUCCUGGUACAGGAGAUAUUCGUGACAUUGGAUAUGGAAAGGGGAAGUAUUAUUCUCUUAAUGUGCCUUUAGAUGAUGGAAUUGAUGACGAGAGCUACCAAUCUCUGUUUAGACCAAUUAUGGGAAAAGUAAUGGAAGUAUUCAAACCUGGGGCUGUUGUUCUGCAAUGUGGUGCUGAUUCUUUAUCUGGUGACAGGUUGGGCUGUUUUAACCUCUCCAUUAGAGGCCAUGCUGAGUGUGUCAAAUACAUGAGGUCCUUCAAUGUCCCACUACUGUUGGUUGGUGGAGGUGGAUAUACUAUAAGAAAUGUAGCUCGUUGCUGGUGUUAUGAGACUGGGGUUGCCCUUGGAAUCGAACUUGAUGAUAAAAUGCCACAGCAUGAAUACUUUGAGUACUUUGGUCCUGAUUAUACACUUCAUGUUGCUCCUAGUAACAUGGAAAACAAGAACUCACGCCCCAUGUUGGAUGAUAUUAGAGCAAAACUUAUCGACAAUCUCUCAAAGCUACAGCAUGCACCAAGUGUUCCAUUCCAGGAGCGUCCUCCUGAUACUGAGCUACCGGAGGAAGAUGAAGAUCAGAAAGAUCCAGAUGAAAGAUGGGAUGCAGAUUCUGAUAUGGAGGCUGAUGAUCACCGUCCUAUAUCAAUCCGGAACCGAGUAAAGAGAGAGAUCAUUGAUCCUUAUGCCAAAGUAACAGAGGAUGUCAAAGAACAUGUGGAUCAUGCAAGAGACAUGGCUGUCUCUUAUGGCACAGGGAGUACGUCUUUGAAGGCAGUAAACAUGGGUUCAGAUCAACAAGAAGCUUGUGUGAAAAUGGAGCUGGACAGCUCAAACAAGCCCCCGGAUCAGCCGACUGAUAUGAUUUCAUGAGGAGGUUUUUUGACAUACUUUUCAUGUUAACACCACGGUGUAGAUUUUUGAGACGUGUUAUGUAUCCUUGUAAAUUGAUGAGGGCUUUAUUGAUCCUAUUGCAAGUCGAGUAGAUUAGUUGUUGCUAAACUUUUGUAGUCGAUGAACGUGAUGCAGAUAACAUUCUCUUGAGUAAUUAACGAAGCCAUGUGUUGUCGUCGUAGGCAACAGUUGUGGUGCAAGUCGUAAGAACUUGCGGAUGAUAGUUUGUUCCAUCAUUUGUUGGCCAAUGGUUUAUGUUGAUUUUACAGUUAUGGAUAAA
This is a messenger RNA of Amaranthus tricolor (Joseph's coat), 1929 nucleotides long. RefSeq names its product histone deacetylase 19. The transcript has 8 exons. Bases 123 to 1628 code for a protein of 501 amino acids. The record is from RefSeq and is a predicted model, not a curated record. Gene Ontology annotation, molecular function: histone deacetylase activity. NCBI's taxonomy places the organism in Eukaryota, Viridiplantae, Streptophyta, Magnoliopsida, Caryophyllales, Amaranthaceae.